GAAAGACCCGACGGGCAAUUCUCUCCAAAAUCACCCUUGGACAUCUUAUGUUGAUCUGGCCACCCCGAGGGUCUUUUCUAGGCCAGCCAUGUCUCAGGUCGACGUGGAAUUAGGCGAUCUCUUGGCCGAGGUGUUGCCCGCCGGUGUCAAGCUUACCAUUCGCCAUGUCUCCUCGACUCCCACUCCCUGCCCUGCGCUCUUCGCCGCACCCCCCGGCGAGACUUCCGAGCCCACCUUUUGCGAGAAUCACUUUCUGACCGCAUCAGUGGACGCGGAGGGGAAGGAUGGCGCCGAAAUCAUUGUGUUGGGGCUGGAGGUGUUGAUCUACAGCACCGCGCACCUGACGACGAUUUUCGUCUCCAAGGCCGACUCGACCGGGUUCCUACAUCUACUCCAGAACGCCCCCAAGGUCUCCCUGCUCCGGCGCAUCUCGCAGACCUUUCUUUCCUUCUUGGUCCGCACGCAUCAGCGACCGGGGGUCCGCCUCGUGGUGUCCCUGUUCGCGCGCGCGCAGAACCAGUAUCUGUUCCCCGGCAGCAUCGAGAACGAGGGCAAGCAUGUCCUCGACGACCGGGGGCUGAUCAAGUGGUGGUGCCGUGUGUUCGACCCGAUCCUCCGCGAGUACGAGCCGGAGUCCGGCUCGCACGAGAAGAACGCCCUGGAUCGACAGACGGAGUCGGCGCAGAGCUCCGCCACGGCCUUCCUGAUAGUCCCCGGGUGUGACAAGUUCGAAACCCGGGGCUUCUUUCCCAGUGCCGCUCGCCUGGACGGCCAGGAACGCCCCCGGUGGCGCAACAGCUACCCUCUGCAUCAGCUCUGCGACGACCCCAGGGCGCCGCCUCGUUGUCUGGUCCCCCGCUUCCCCGACGACCCGAAGACGCGCUUCCUGAUUGACCUGGACGAUGAGCUUUCCCCGCAGUCCGGGGACGACGGGAAGUCCUCGGUGGCGCCCGGUCAGUGGCGGAGUGUCAAGUCGCUGGAUCAGUUUUGGGAGAUGAUGUCUUUCCGCCAGGAGUGCUCUUCGGGACGAUUGGUCGGGUUCCUGUGGCUCGUCAUCAACCCGCCGGGGCUGGUCAAUUCCGUCCAGAUGACCAGCUCCCGGUCUGUUCUGGGUGACCGUAAGACCCUCUCGUGUGGUGCUGGACAUGCCGAAACCCGUGCACCGGUUACAGUACCUGAGCCACAAUCCAACGAUGCUCUGGCUUCCUCGUUGGAGCAACCUGAAGCCUUAGCAGGCCCGAAUGUCGCACAGCCGAUAGACUCCUCAGCCCCCGAACCCACGGUUGAGACCCUGUCCGUAUCCGAGUCCACGGCGCAGCGCACCACAGACGCCAGUGCGUUCUUCUGGCCUGAGGCAGGGCGUGGCCACGCUGUGCUCAGCGAAGCCGACUACAAGGCGGCAAUUGACUUCUUGAUUGAGCAGGACUUCUUCAACCAGGAGGUCUCAAUCGCCAGUACAAGAGCCUGGGGGGAGAAGAUCGCCUCACUUGCCGACCAACUCUGGGUCGGGCAACAGGUCCUGGGCCGAGGCUGCACCGACAAUCCUUCCCAGCAAACUACGGAGGUCAACACUCUCAUCAGCAGCACGCUGGUCCGUAAACGCAAGAAGGUCGAAGAUGAACCCUCCCAAACACAAGACAUCGAGAAGACGGCGGAUGAGCCCGCGCCAGACGCCAAUGCACCGCCGGCAGAUGCAACAGUGUCCACCCCUAUACUUGAGUCAACUUCCGGGGUCAAUGUUUUACAAGCCAAUUUGAUCCGCAAGAAAAAGAAGACGUAACCUCGGAGCGGCGUGCUUGCUCAGCGUAUGGUCUUGCACAGUACGAUGAGCAGCGAGGAUGGUCGAUAAGGCAUGGGCAUUGAGAACUGUACAGUAGGAUUGGGGAUAUUGGGAUACUCAGCCUGGGUUGAUCUUUCCUUUCUUUGUUUUCGCGUUUUGCUUGCGCUUUACUAGGGACUGCAUACUGGGAUUUCAUCGCUUUUUUUUUCAUUAUCUAUUCGUCUUUAGCAGGAUUUGGAGGGAGCUACUGGAGGCCGAGUUUAAACGUGGAAUUUGAAUAUCAGCGCCACGGAACGGACAACAGGCCAUUUAGCAUACUACUACUACUACUACUACUACUACUAC
Molecule: messenger RNA, 2125 nt
Organism: Aspergillus uvarum CBS 121591
Lineage: Eukaryota; Fungi; Ascomycota; Eurotiomycetes; Eurotiales; Aspergillaceae
Product: H3 histone acetyltransferase RTT109
Exons: 1
Coding region: 89-1780 (563 amino acids)
Biological process (GO): DNA damage response
Cellular component (GO): nucleus
Molecular function (GO): histone H3K56 acetyltransferase activity
Source: RefSeq, a predicted model, not a curated record